AUGCCAUCCAGAUUGAGGAAGACCCGGAAGCUUCGGGGCCACUUGAGCCACGGCCAAGGCCAAGGCCGUAUCGGCAAACACAGGAAGCACCCAGGAGGCCGAGGUAAUGCUGGUGGCAUGCAUCAUCACAGGAUUAACUUCGACAAAUAUCACCCAGGUUACUUUGGGAAAGUUGGUAUGAGGCAUUACCACUUAAAGAGGAACCAGAGCGGGCGGCGCCUCUACUGUCCAAUUGUCAACCUUGAUAAAUUGUGGACAUUGGUCAGUGAGCAGACACGGGUAAAUGCUGCCAAAAACAAGACAGGAGUUGCUCCCAUCAUUGAUGUAGUACGAUCGGGCUACUACAAAGUUCUGGGGAAGGGAAAACUCCCAAAGCAGCCAGUCAUUGUGAAGACCAAAUUCUUCAGCAGAAGAGCUGAAGAGAAGAUUAAGAGUGUUGGAGGGGCUUGUGUCCUGGUGGCUUGA
This is a messenger RNA of Nycticebus coucang (slow loris), 465 nucleotides long. Its product is annotated as 60S ribosomal protein L27a-like. Gene Ontology annotation, molecular function: structural constituent of ribosome. Lineage: Eukaryota; Metazoa; Chordata; Mammalia; Primates; Lorisidae. Gene Ontology annotation, biological process: translation. The record is from RefSeq and is a predicted model, not a curated record. Bases 1 to 465 code for a protein of 154 amino acids. The transcript is spliced from 2 exons. Gene Ontology annotation, cellular component: ribosome; cytosolic large ribosomal subunit.